Messenger RNA from Ascochyta rabiei, 1725 nucleotides. RefSeq lists its product as uncharacterized. Gene Ontology annotation, biological process: transmembrane transport; carbohydrate transport. The transcript is spliced from 4 exons. The record is from RefSeq and is a predicted model, not a curated record. Gene Ontology annotation, molecular function: carbohydrate:proton symporter activity. Bases 1 to 1725 code for a protein of 574 amino acids. Lineage: Eukaryota; Fungi; Ascomycota; Dothideomycetes; Pleosporales; Didymellaceae. Gene Ontology annotation, cellular component: membrane.
AUGGACAAUCUCAACAAGAACGACAAGGCAGAUGCGAUUGACGCGGCGCCAACACAGAUCCAUCGUGAGGUUAUGCAGGGUGAACAGUUGAUCGGGGCUGCGAGGGAGUCGUAUGGACCUGGUGGGUUUAAGGGGCUGUUCGCGAACCACUAUGUUGCCAUGUGCGCUAUUUUUGCCACUAUUGGAGGUUUGCUUUUCGGCUACGAUCAAGGUGUUAUUUCAGUCACGCUUGUCAUGGACCAGUUUCUUGAGACUUUCCCUCGAGUAUCGGAAACAGCAUCUGGAGCGGGUUUCUGGAAAGGCCUUAUGACUGCUAUGCUCGAGCUUGGCGCUCUAAUCGGAGCCCUGUUUGCUGGCUACCUUGCGGAUAAACUGAGCAGAAAGUACUCUAUUGUCGUGGCUGUUAUUGUAUUCACGGUUGGAAGUAUCCUGCAGACAGCGGCUGUGGGGUACAGUAUGCUUACGGUCGGGCGACUGAUUGGUGGUAUGGGUAUUGGAGCACUAGCCUGCAUCGCGCCCCUCUACAUUUCUGAAAUCGCGCCUCCAGAGAUCCGUGGAACACUCCUCGUUCUCCAAGAAUUCAGCAUCGUCUUCGGUAUUGUCGUUGCCUUUUGGACAACCUAUGGCACGCGCUACAUGGCUGGCCAAUGGUCGUGGCGACUUCCUUUCCUUAUUCAGAUGAUUCCUGGGGUUGUCCUGGGUGUGGGGAUCGUGUUCCUACCAUUUUCGCCCCGCUGGUUGUCAAGCAAAGGCCGUGACGACGAGGCGCUGCAAGUUUUGGCCAAACUUCGCGGUCUGCCCACGACAGACUCUCGCGUCUACCGCGAAUGGUGCGAGAUCCGUGCCGAAGUUGCCUUCACGCGGGAGGUUAACUGCGAGAAACACCCCAAUCUCCAGGAUGGCACGCGCGCAAGCAACUUCAAACUCGAGCUCGCGUCCUGGACAGAUUGUUUCCGCCACGGUUGCUGGAAACGCACCGUUGUCGGCGUGGGCAUUAUGUUCUUCCAGCAGGUCAGUGACAGCAACUACUCGCAGAAAAUGAGACGAGCUAAAAUACUUCAGUUUGUUGGUAUAAACGCCUUGAUCUACUACGCGCCCAGCUUGUUCGGUACUCUCGGACAGGAGUAUGAGAUGCAACUGCUACUCUCCGGCAUCAUCAACUGCACCCAACUCGUCGGCGUCAUCACAUCUCUCUGGACUAUGGACCGCUUCGGUCGCCGCCCACUCCUGCUCACCGGUGCCGGACUCAUGUUCAUCUGCCACCUGAUCAUUGCAGUCUUAGUUGGUAAAUACGGCGGACGAUGGGCCGACUACGCAACCGAGGGCUGGGUUGCCGUCGCGUUCCUCUUCUUCUACAUGUUCAGCUUCGGCGCAACAUGGGGCCCAGUCCCAUGGGCCAUGCCCUCAGAAAUUUUCCCAAGCAGUCUGAGAGCAAAAGGCGUCGCGCUGUCAACUUGCUCCAAUUGGUUCAACAACUUCAUCAUCGGACUCAUCACGCCUCCACUCGUCCAAAACACAGGCUAUGGUGCGUACACUUUCUUCGCCAUCUUUUGUCUACUCGCCUUCGUCUUUACGUUCUUCUGCAUCCCCGAGACGGCGGGCAAGACGCUCGAGCAAAUGGACGAGGUGUUCAAGGACGUCAACAGCGUCGAGGAGGAGCAACGCAAGGCGCGCAUCAUGGGCGAUAUCGUUCAAGGGAAAAGAGACACCUUUGCUGCUCCGUGA